GUGACAGACAGGUAGGGACCUCCUGCGCCUUCUACGAGUUCUCUCGGUCAUUCUGCAAUUCCCCUUGCAUCCCCUCCAUCCACAUAUCAACCAUGAGCCACGAAACCUCUGCAGCGUCGCUCGGCCUCGACUCCCUCGGCAUCCACAACCAAGCCACCGUCUACCACAACUUGCCCUACGCCGACAUUGCCGAGCACGAAGCCCGCUUCCACGAAGGCGUGUUCACUGCCAACGGCACGUUCGCCGUUGAUACGGGCAAAUUCACUGGUCGGUCCCCGCUAGACAAGUUUGUGGUGCGCCAGGCCCCUUCCGACAAGCACGUGGACUGGGGCGAUGUGAACCAGCCUACGACGCUUGCCGUGUUUGACGCGUUGUACAAGAAGGCGACCCAGCACUACUCGACUGUGGACAAGCUGUACGUGUUCGACGGGUACUGCGGCGCCAACGAAAACUCGCGCCUGAAGGUCCGCAUCAUCACGGAAUUGGCAUGGCAGCACCACUUUGUGACCAACAUGUUUCUGCGUCCGGAGUUCAAGGACGUGGCGGCGCCGUCGGCGUUCUCGGCGGAUUUUACCAUCAUCAACGCGUGCAACGUGGUGGACGAAGACUGGCAAGCCCAUGGCUUGCACUCGGAAGUGUUCGUUGUGUUUAACAUUGAAGCCAAGGUGGCGGUGAUUGGCGGCACGUUUUACGGCGGCGAGAUGAAGAAGGGCAUCUUCUCGAUGAUGAACUACCUCCUGCCCCUCCGCGGGAUCAUGCCCAUGCACGCAUCCGCGAACAAGGGCCUCAAGGGCGACACGGCGCUCUUCUUUGGGCUGUCGGGCACCGGCAAGACCACGCUCAGUGCCGACCCGAAGCGCCUCUUGAUUGGCGACGACGAGCACGGGUGGGACGACCAAGGCAUUUUCAACUUUGAAGGCGGGUGCUACGCCAAGACCAUCAACCUGUCGCAGGAAAACGAGCCCGAGAUCUUUGCCGCGAUCUGCCGCGACGCCAUGCUCGAAAACGUGUGGCUGGACGAGAACGGCGUCCCAGACUACUACAAUGUGACCAAAACCGAGAACGGCCGCGUGAGCUACCCACUGUAUCACAUUGUGAACCACGACCCGUCCGCCCAAGGCGGCCACCCCAAAGUUGUGAUCUUUUUAACUUGCGACGCGUACGGCGUGCUGCCCCCCGUGGCCAAGCUUACCCCCGGCCAAGCGCAAUUCCAUUUCCUGUCGGGAUACACGGCCAAGGUUGCGGGCACGGAGCGCGGUAUCACGGAGCCCGUGGCGACGUUUUCGGCGUGCUUUGGCGCGGCGUUUAUGACCCAGCACCCCAUUGUGUACGCGGACCUGCUCAAGUCCAAGAUUGAAGCCCAUGACACCAACGUGUACCUGGUCAACACGGGGUGGACUGGCGGCGCGUACGGCGUCGGCAAGCGCAUGUCGCUCAAGUACACGCGCAAGUGCAUUGACGCCAUCUUGGACGGAUCGAUCGAAGAAGCGGUGUUUGUGGAGGACCCGAUUUUCCACGUGAAUGUGCCCACGACCGUCACAGACGUCCCGUCCGACCUGCUCAAGCCGGAACUGGCGUGGGCCGACAAGAAGGCGUACGCGGCCACGGCGCAAAAGCUCGCGCUCGCGUUCCAGCAAAACUUCAAGCAAUAUGUGCUGCCCAACCACACGGACUACUCGUCGUAUGGCCCGACCUUAGCCAGCAACUAAAACACACUGCACCUUCCUAAAUAUAUAUAAUUCAACUAGUAUACAAUCCCA
This is a messenger RNA of Aphanomyces astaci, 1760 nucleotides long. RefSeq names its product phosphoenolpyruvate carboxykinase (ATP). Bases 93 to 1709 code for a protein of 538 amino acids. The record is from RefSeq and is a predicted model, not a curated record. Gene Ontology annotation, biological process: gluconeogenesis. The transcript has a single exon. NCBI's taxonomy places the organism in Eukaryota, Oomycota, Saprolegniomycetes, Saprolegniales, Verrucalvaceae. Gene Ontology annotation, cellular component: cytosol. Gene Ontology annotation, molecular function: phosphoenolpyruvate carboxykinase (ATP) activity; ATP binding.